UUUCAAUCCCACCUUCCUCCAUACAUCGUUUGCCAGCAUUCGUUCACUUCCAUUAUGAAGAUGCUCAUGAAGACACCAGAUGCUGCAGCAUUCAUAGGCAUUACCACUACGCUCACAGCUGCCUCCCUGGUAGUGGUGGCAUUACGAUUCUACAAUAGGCUCAGAGUGAAGCAGGCCAUAUUCAUCGACGACUGGCUCAUGGUACCAUGCAUUGUCAUGAUCAUUGGGCUGUUGGCGAUUGUUGGACACGGUGUAGCUACUCAAGCGCUUGGAUACCCAUCUCCACUCAUGCAACUCCAAACUCAAGGACUAAAACCCCGUGGUUCCGACCGCUCCGCGAUAGCACAGAUAGUCGAUCUGCUAUCACUGACCGCGAAGCUGGAAUACUCAUUUAUUUGCAUAGUAGUGCCAUUACUUGGCCUCAUCAAGAUCAGCGUCCUAGCUUUUUACAGAAGGCUAUUCGUGAUCGAGAAAAGCAACGCGAGAGAUGCGAGGAACCUGAUCGUAACAAUAUCCAUGGUAUUCGUCGCUCUCUGGGCUAUAACUUUCGAUCUUGCUUUUAUAUGGAUGUGUAAAGGCGACUUCAAUGCAGCAUUUGGCCCUCCAGCAGAGGUGGCGGAGAAAUGCAUCGAUGCACCUCUUCUGGCAUAUAUUUUCUCGAUAUCGGAUUUCAUUACCGAUGCGCUCAUUAUUCUUAUCCCCAUCCCUUUCGUUUGGAAGUUGCAACUCUCGGUUCAGAAGAAGCUUGCUGUCACUUCCAUAUUCCUGCUCGGAAUCUUUGCCUCCAUCGCAUCUCUGAUUCGUCUGAUAUGGUCAGUCUGGUCAAGAGAAGUGGGAUUCGACCCAAGUCUUGAUGGCGAACUAAUCACAACAUCGCUGCUCUUCUGGUUCGUGGUUGAAGCCAACGUAGGAAUCAUUGCUGCGUGCCUACCAGCCGUCCGCGGGCUUUUCACGAACGAGAGGUUUGGGAUUUUCUUCAGCGGCAUCCGAUCGAAAUGGUCAUCCUACACUGAUUCGAAGUCACCGAACAGCAAAGAGUAUGAGCAGUUUGACAGCGAGACGGAUUCUCACUCCUAUGCCCUGAAAGAGAUUUGGAUAAGAGAUUCUGCUGUUUGA
Periconia digitata is the source of this 1116-nucleotide messenger RNA. The record is from the annotation of a GenBank genome assembly. Lineage: Eukaryota; Fungi; Ascomycota; Dothideomycetes; Pleosporales; Periconiaceae.